Molecule: messenger RNA, 516 nt
Organism: Puccinia graminis f. sp. tritici CRL 75-36-700-3
Lineage: Eukaryota; Fungi; Basidiomycota; Pucciniomycetes; Pucciniales; Pucciniaceae
Exons: 1
Coding region: 1-516 (171 amino acids)
Source: RefSeq, a predicted model, not a curated record
AUGCCCCAUCGCGCCCUGCCCUUGGCUACUCCCUUACUCGACUUACCUUCUGUCUUCGACAUAUCUCCCAUCUCCACGCCCGGCGACGCCCCACCUAAUCUACACGUCAAACGUACUCACUCGCUAUUGGAAAACCACCCCUCCUUUGUCGCCGCCCUCCAUCGCAAUCAACACCUGCUCACUCAUGUCCUAAUACCACUCGAUCGCUCACGCUCACUGCCGCCUGGACAAUCUGGGCUCGGGAAUACCCUGUUGUCCCGCCGCUCUGCAUGCGUCAAACGAACUGCUUUACAUCUUACCGAUUCUGUCGAUUGUGCCCCCCUGCUCGACUCACCUACUACCUUGGUCGGAUCUCAUCUUCACUCUAGAACCCAUGACAAUGCCCAACUUCCCCAUGCGACUAAGAUGCAGAUGGCGGAUUACCUUAGGAAAUUCGAACAUCUUUUCAUGGUCACCCCUCAACGGUUUGUUUUCUACCCUGCUAUCCGUUUCUAUCAGCCUAUCUGUUCCACGUGA